GCUUGCUGCAGCAGGUUCAGCGAUUCGCUUUUGGCGCCAUGGAGGCGGCGGGCAACUUCGUGGGAGACUUUCCCCAGUGGCAGGGCGCCUUCGAGCGCGGCUACGACAACCGACGGUCCCGCCGAAGAAGACCGCGACCGCCGCCUCGCCUUCAACGGCAGCAGGACUACUACUAUCACCACGAAGACGUCGGCUACUACCCCGAGCCCUGGACCAUGCCGGAGUCCGGGAUUGGCGAUUUCGCGACCGAAGUCUGCGCUGGCAACGGCCGGGCUCCCAGAACCGGACACGGGAGAGCGGGCGGUUCGCGCGGUUCGUCCUCCAGCUCUUCCUCGUCUUGCGCCACCGACGUCGUCGCGUCCAUUCCGACGACAGCCCGGGAGAGACGCAUUCUGGCGCUCUUGAACCGCACGGGUUACCCCAUGGUCCAGGACAACGGACAGCGGCGCUACGGGCCGCCGCUCACCUGGCAGGGCGAGCCGCCUCCCAAGGGCUGCGAGGUGUUCGUCGGCAAGCUGCCCCGGGACCUGUUCGAAGACGAGCUGGUGCCGUUCCUGGAGCAGGCCGGCCGGCUCUACGAGGUGCGGCUCAUGAUGGACUUUGCCGGCUCGAACCGGGGCUUUGCCUUCGCCACGUACGGGACGCGGAGCGAGGCGCAGCGCGCCGUGCGCUGCCUGGACGAGCGCGAGAUCCGGCGCGGCCGACGGGUGGGCGUGUGCGAGUCGCUGGACAACUGCCGCCUGUUCGUGGGCGGCAUACCGCGCGACAAGAACCGCGACGACGUCCUGGAGGAGAUGCGGCGCGUCACCGAGGGCGUGGUGGACGUCAUCCUCUACCCCAACGUGGCGGACAAGACGCGCAACAGGGGCUUCGCCUUCGUCGAGUACGCGGACCACAAGGCGGCCGCCGUGGCGCGCCGGCGCAUGAUCCCGGGCAAGAUGACCCUCUGGGGAGGCUACGAGGUGGCCGUCGACUGGGCCGAGCCCGAACCCAUUGUGGACGACGAGACCAUGAAUGCGGUCACAGUACUGUAUGUUCGCAACCUGAUGCUGAGCACAUCGGAGGACGUGAUUCGUGAAGCCUUCACCCUCGAGGGCCAGCUCACCGUGGCCAAGAUCAAAAAGAUUCGGGACUUUGCUUUCGUCCAUUACUUGAACAGAGAAGAUGCAAAGCUAGCCCUGGAAAGUAUGAGAGGUGCCGACAUUGAAGGGUCUCCCAUUGAGGUUGCAUGGGCAAAACCAGUGAAUCGAGGGAAACAUCUCGACCGCAAGCCCAAUUAUGGAAAGAAAAACAAAGAGUUCGUUCACGGCAGCCACAGCAACUUCCGUGGAGAUCCUGUGGUGAUGCCAUCGCCUGUGGGAGGUGUUGGCUUCGGGAUCUACAGCAUGGCAUCCCAUCCUGUCCCGCUACCAAUUGGAUCUGGCAGACCUGGCCGUGCGGAGGGCCUCAUGCAAGACCACAAUGGCGUGGCUCCCUUGCCCCAUCAAAACACUGCAAGAGAAUUGCGCUGUCAACAAAUAAUACAGGUUCUGAAUGACGUGUGUGAAAGGCAAGGAUGGGGUGUGCCUCAGUUCCAGCUCUUCACAGUGGCGAGCUCCGAAUGCAGCCCUGAGAGGAACGGUGAACCGCAGAUGCCGCUUUGCUUUUUCAAGGUGACAGUGCCAAACAUCUCUCCACCAAUGUACAAUACCAUCACACCAAACAAAUUCUCUCGCACUGUUGAAGAAGCUCGAGAGUACGCUGCUGAGUACACCCUCCACCAUCUGCUUCAGAGACUUGACAUGGCCACCCCUGCCCAGCACCCGCACCCCACGAGCCCGGUUUUCGUAGCUACCCAGACACUUCCGACCAUCGGCAUCGGCCAAGGCUACCCUCAGUACGCCGCUGUGCUACCCGGAGCAGGUUUCUUCGUGAACACGACAGCGCGGCCAGUCUACAUUUCGGCCUAUCACAGCACAACCUACUGACGUGCCUUGCGUCUUUGCAACUGCCUUCAUCUAGAGUAUCUCAGUGUUGUUCUUGUUUCUCUCCUCAUUCCGUCUUGACCACCAAAGAGGCAAGGCCAGUCUGCUGCAUCUGUGGCUUUGCCAUUGAACCUCGUGAACACUAUGUGCCAGUUGCUGAUUAAUGAACACAGGUCAGCACAGUUAGCCAAGGGAACAUCCUGCUUCUGACGUUCAUUGAGCACUUGAUGCUAUAACCUAUGUGGUAAUAGCAGGUAAAUUGAUUGAUGUUUUCAAGGUGCCCUUCUAAUGAACAAGUUUAAAGGCAUGUCGUCUCAUCAAUAUUGAACUUGACCAUUCCACGUAACAUGCUCAUCUCGUAACGGUUUUUAUGACCAACGUCGGGUUAGAGAAAUACGUACUAAAAGCGUAUGGUGAAAUAUUUUGGCCAUACAAUCCCAAGUUUUCUUUAAACUGCAUCUGUAGCCUUGUGGAAAAAAAAAAGUUUAACUGGAGCGGCAGCACACCUUUAACACCAUUUCACUGCUCCUUUCAAAACGCAGGUCUGCUUUGUGUGAAUGUGCUUUGCCCAUUUGUUGGCUUCAUUUUGAGGCUAUAACGUGCGACCUGUAGUUGCUAAGUGAAGUUUCACAGUCAUUGGCGCUCACAACAUGGGCUAUUCGACAUCUGCUGCCGCGACUGACGUAUCAUCAUUGCUUAAUCUGUGCUGACCUGUGUUUAGUAAUUGCUUGUCUACAUCUAUCUUUUUACAUUUUUAUCUUAUAUCUCUUUACGCUUUUAAAUGUUCGAUUUGUUUGUGAAUUUCAUGCUUUUAUCAUUAUAUCUUUUUAUGCUUUUAAAUGUUCGAUUUGUUUGUGCAUUCCAUGCUUUUAUCAUUAUAUCUUUUUAUGCUUAUAAAUGUUCGAUUUGUUUGUGCAUUCCAUGCUUUUAUCAUUGUAGCACAGCCAAACAGCUGUGCCUACAUAUUUUUUUGAAAAGAACCUCUUGUAUCUCAUUGUGUGCCUUUGCUACUUAUCUGCAAGGGAGGUCUUGGCAAUUCUUUUAGCUGUUGACGUUGGACAUUUACAGUCCUAAAGCCAUUUUAGCUUUGCUUGGAUUUUAGGUUUUUACUCUCUACAUUGAAAGAUGAAUUGCACCUUAUUAGCAUUGAUUAGUGUGAUACUGCCCAUAAUUGCCCUCUGUUUACAGGCAUGUGCGUAUUGCUUGCCUGGAAGCUCAAGUAGGUGGGACAGUUUUGAACACUUGAUAUAUGGCACCUGCAUCAAAACCUUCUGCUGUGUGGGGCACAGGACAUUUAAUAUCUGCUCAUAAAAAAAUAUGAUUUAAAAGAAGUUUUGUUUUGUAGCAGAAUGAUAUGAUGCUGAUCAAUUUGAAAAAAAAAAGUAAUUUGACAGACUACACAUUCAGUGUGAAAGAAUUUCGUAAUGCAAAUGUACUUUUAGAAUACUUUUAUCUCUGGUGCUUUAAAUUAUGCAUGUUGUUUCCCAGCAAUGUGUUCGAAAAGACGGGGGCUCCUUCAAGACAAUUGCCUCACAGAAAUGACCAGACUGUUCAUUAGAAACGAUUUCUAGAAUAAUUAUUUUACCGAAAUCACCGUAGUUUUAUCUCUACAAUGAAUGGAUACCUGUGUUGUGUGAAAAACAUAACAAUGGUGCAGUCGUCUUUCAUCGCUCAUCCCGACAAAGGAGGGAGAGGAAAGAUAUGGCAGUGUACAGGGCCGACUUCAAUUAGUCGGUAUUAAGAGCUCGUACCAACCGAUGUGCAAUGUAAAAUUCAGAAAGCAACUUCUUUCAUCGGUUGUCGUCACCAUUAAGCACUCUUAAAGGCAGAUUUCUGGGAAAUGAAGCAAAAGAGCUGGCUUGACUAUUAACGAGCUGCUUUCUCCAAUUACAGUCGGUCUUGUACAAAUCACACCUGAAAGAUGGUGCAAUUGUGAAUGGUGCCACUUUUUCCCCUCCUCUAAAGGUUUCUUUCACACACCUCAUAACUGGGGAUAUCGUUCCAGUUUGUUUUUAUUUGAACCAUGAUUUUAUCUCUACCUUUUUAUACAACUUGCAAGGCCUUCCUUGAGCACUGUCACAUUCUCAUACAAAUACUGACUAGUGCAUAGUAUUGCGAAGGGCACAGUAUUAUGAAGUGCGCAUGCAGACUUGUUUCCUGUUUGGGACAAGGUCAGCUAGCACUUCAUAUUUAUUAUUUUCUCAUGUGGGCUGCUGGCAUACGACUAGCUUUUAAAAUUUCAUAAGCUAUUGCGUGUGACAAGGCCCGCUCAUUCUAUUUGUGCGUGAAACGUCACUUGUCGUUGCAAUAAUCACUUGUCAUCGCAACAUUGCUGUUUCCUUUGUUUGCUAGUGUUGCUGUUUUGUUAUUAUUAUUAUAGAUUUAUGUGUAGUGUUUAUUAUGCCCCUUUGCUAAGCUUACUUUAUUGUGUUCAUCUAUUUUCUUGUGCUUCCCGGUUUCUGCUUUGCCAUGGAAAUUGCCAACUUCGGGUUUGCUUGGGUGAGUUCAUCUAGUCAUGUGGUCUGUUCUAUCAUUGCCUAGUGCUGGAGCUACCGUGCCUUCUUUUGUAUUUCCAUCGUAAUGUUGGUUACUUUAACUUCUUUUCUCUUUAUUGACUUGCACCUGAUGCUGCUCGAACUCUUAUACACUAGCACAUCCCAUUGUCCCACUUUGAUUUCUGGUUUUAGCUAGGACUCCUCUUAUGGACCAAAAAAAUGUUAUUUUUUAUAUUUGUGACUGCGAAUUUCACCGAGUGUCACGCUUCCAUCCAGUUAAUUGUUAAAUAAUGCUCCGUGCACCAAACUUGAGCCUUCAUGGAAAGUUAGUUUGACUUUCAUGUUGAUGCUGACUAGCUUGGUACAAAUGUGAGCAAAUGUGUGAACUGACAGAAGCACCUUAUUCUGUUAUUCAGAAUGGGAAUGAGAGCUCGUAUUUCUACGUAACCUAUCCUGGUAACGCCAUUGGAAAGUUCCCUCUUCGCAUUGUUAAAGUGUUACUGGUGUGUGAUAUUGGCCUCUGGUGAAACUGAAAUUCAUUCUAAAGGGAGCUUGUAGAUGUUUCUCAAAUGCCAUUCUUAGCUUCAGCAGUGCCUUCAGCCAACAUUCUAUUCAGAUCUCUUGUCACUGCAAUCUUCUUGCAAUGAUUAGGAUAUCAAUCAGCGGUACUCCUUGGGCAGAUCACCUUACUCGUUUAGGCAAUCUUUCUUGGAAACUUCGAAAACAGUAGUGGUCAUUUGUCCCCUCGAAUUAUUGCGCUCUUUUGUCAUUUCUGUGCAUCCUGCCUUAAAACAUAAUCACUUAAUGUCAUAAAUAUUUCGAGGCACCACAUGUGCCCUCUAAAUCCCUUUUCAUGCUCCUGUGAUAAAGAUUCCGAGUCAGUUGAAAAACUGUAAUUUGGCCAGAUUAUUUUGUGGGAACUGCCACACGCUACGGAUGGGAAGUGAAUAUUUUGCUAGUGGAAUUUUCAGAAUGCCAUCAUUCAACUUCACUACAGCUUGUAUGAGAUCCACAGGUCGCAAGAGCUCCUGUGAUAAAGAUUCCGAGUCAGUUGAAAAACUGUAAUUUGGCCAGAUUAUUUUGUGGGAACUGCCACACGCUACGGAUGGGAAGUGAAUAUUUUGCUAGUGGAAUUUUCAGAAUGCCAUCAUUCAACUUCACUACAGCUUGUAUGAGAUCCACAGGUCGCAAGAGAUAUAUAAAAAAUGAAAAAUUUGUUCCUAUAUAUGUGAAUGUUCAUGCCAAUUGGCCAUUGAUGCUUAUGCUUCAAAGUCUCAAGAGCAUUCACACCUCCAGCGUAAGAUAAGGUGUUGUGUGAGUGCAUUGGUCAUGCAGUUAUUUAAUUUUCUCGUUCCUUGAGUGCAGUUUGUUGCUACGUUUUCGUUUAAAAUUUGUGUGCCAGUGUGUUAUUUAUGGCUUUUUCUUGUCGCCCUCACAAGUUCUGAGUGUGCGCUUUUUGAAAAUCUAAAUAAAGUUGAGUUGAAAAUCACA
This is a messenger RNA of Rhipicephalus microplus (southern cattle tick), 5950 nucleotides long. RefSeq names its product putative RNA-binding protein 46. Gene Ontology annotation, molecular function: RNA binding. NCBI's taxonomy places the organism in Eukaryota, Metazoa, Arthropoda, Arachnida, Ixodida, Ixodidae. The record is from RefSeq and is a predicted model, not a curated record.